CAUAGUAGUCGACCUCUGAAACCAAUACUAACAGCACAUUCUUCAGGUAGGUGUACAGCAUUUGAAUCUCUCCACACGUGACUGGCAGCUUGUCUUGUUAACUCCGGUCUUAGUUUUUUAUCACCAAUCUUAGGUCCGUCAUUGUCUUUAUUUGUUACCUCCUCUCCUUUUAAUCUGAUACUCGGUUACGUAUUUUCCCACGAUUGAAUCAUCCAGCUCAGAGAUCAGGAUCAUAUCAAAGUGUGGAAGUUACUUGACUUGAAGUAUAAAAAGCAAUAGGCCUAGUACUCAACCGUGAGGUACUCCACCAAAUACGAGUUUUCAAAAGAGGGAUUAACAAUUAAUUCAUACUCUGUCAGUGACUAACUAGAAAGUCUCCAAUCUACAUAAGUAGUUGUCUGGGGAUUCCGAUGCUUUUCAGGUUCAGUAGGAGCCAAUUGUGCAUUACUGUAUGACUGGCUGUAUUGUUAACAUCUAAUUUUUCCUGUUACCUUUUCACUAGACAACAGAGGCACAUAAAAACUAAGUGUUGUAAAACAUCGGAAAACGAACACAUUUCAAAUCAAGGGCUUAGGAACCAUCAUUCAAAGCUACCAAAGAUAGGCGGUAGGUUCCUAACUCCAAGAUCCUAUCGUAAAAAAUGGGCUUAUACUGGAUUAUCUGCAAGGUUGUACAUAACAAUAACCUGAAACCUUACCUAGACAUUGAGAAGCGAGUGCAUAUGAUUUAACUUGUUUAUACUAGGAAGUCACGAAGAUGUUGAGCAUUGAACACGAGAUGACAUUUGCGUCUCGACAGUUAGGAUGUUCGUAUGUCUCCUUAUUGCUCUAGAUUUAUAUUUACUCAUUAUUCCUUGCUUAUUUGUUUUCCGCUCGAAUCAGCAGCACUCUAAACUCCAUCGAAAUAUUUUUGGCGUUGCAAAGGUAGAAUUCUUACGGAAACACAGUACUCCCGCUCGUUCCUUAAUGUUUGAAGUUUCACCUUUAUUAUCUCAUUUUGCUCUUUAACUUCUGUAGUAGACUAUUAUUUAUGUUGGCUUCUCUCUGGAUAGUAUCAUUUAAGCGUUCUUUUCGGUAUUAUACCAAGGGUAGUUGACUUGUUGAUAUGCUCCCUCCAAUUCCUUUCCUGUUAAAAUGUCAAAAAAUUUUUAUGAUGGGGAUAAAGUAUGUAAUCGAGUGUCUACAUAAUCAGGAACCACACAGUACUUGUAAAUCGUGAAAAUACAUUGUGAUUGCAUAUUUUGCCUGACAACUCUGACUAAUAUGUUCAGAAGAACUACAAUUUAUGGACAAACCAAUCAGAUUCAACGUACCGGCUGUUGGUUUUGUGUGAAAUUCAUUUAUCCACAUUUUGUCAUUUUAACUGAUAUGUAAAUACAAAGGUCAUUCAGAUCACUGAACGUUACAAGUUCUCUUUCUAAAUUUGCCUCAGUGAUCUUCAGUCUUACCACCGAAAUACCUAUCUUCGUAACACACCAAGUUAAUUCCCUGUCGUCCUAUGUUUCCUUUAAUUAGUUGAGUAUGUUAUCGCCGCCAAAUUUAUACAUUUUUUUCCUUCACGCUUCCAGUAAUAACCACAUAUUUGAAAGCCAAGCGCAGCCUUACUGACGACUGAAUAUAACAUAGUUGAAGCUUAAACAAUUCGAUUCUUAUUUUCAAUUACCAAUAAUGGACUUCUACUCACUAUGUUUACCGGUUUGUUCCUUUUUUACCAGAUUAUAUCGCCAAGUCAGCUGUCACUAUCAAACUCACAUCGCCUUUAACGAUUCAGUACCUACAAACUAAAAGUCGACUUGUUGGCGGUCACAAGUAAUCGUGAGCGUCUACGAUGAUAAUCUACAUUUUCUGCCUCGCCUUAUUGUGUGAAAAAGUGAGCGCAUGGGAUUCUGGAGAACUUCAAAUGUUUGAUUUAGUUGAAGAGGUCAAGGAAAACUUUUAUGAUUUUUUGGGAGUUUCUCAGACUGCUGAUAUUUCUGAAAUAAAACGUGCUUACCGAAAGUUGUCUUCUAAACUUCAUCCAGACAAGAAUCCAGAUGAUCCUACUGCAGAGCAGAAGUUCCGAAGGCUUGUAGGUAUUUAUGAAGUCCUUAAGAAUCCGGAAUUACGUGCUAAAUAUGAUGAAGUGCUAAUAAAUGGUUUGCCCAGUUGGCGAACCCCAGUAUUUUACUUUAGGAAGCUCCGCAAAAUGUCUAACUACGAACUAUUUGGAUUGUUCUUCGGAAUGGCUACCGUAAUUCAUUAUGCUGCACUUUGGGGCUCAGUUUUUGAGAAGCGGCUUACUUUGGAAGAUCAACUUAGCACUUCUCUAAAACGUCACAAAGCUCGUGAUCGGAAGUUGGAACUAAUAAACCAAGAGAUAUCUGACGAACUUCAAAAGAUUCCCGGUCCCGGAUGGUUUGAUUUGCUUCCGUUCGCUAUUGUCAGAUGGAUAUAUGCUAUCAUCACAUUUAUUCCUGUUUUCACUGAGUUUAUUAACGGGAAAAUUUCUGAGAAAUUACAAGAACGUCGUGAACUCAUGGAAGAAGCCCGGAUUCUUCAAGAAAAAAGAGAAAAGCUUAAGGCUGAUAAACAAGAACGCAAACGUCGCUUAGUGCACGAACAAACAAUGUUUAAAGAAGCUGUAAAGGAGGCUGGCCAAUCAACUUUGAAUUCAGUCCUUAAAGACAUCCCUGAUAUUGAGAUCGAGAGUUCUGAUGAUUCAAAAAGUGAAGCAAAAGAUCCUGUUUCUCGAGAAUGGUCAGAAGCGGAUAGAGAUAAUUUAGUUCGUGCGGUUAUUCGAUAUCCCGGAGGUGUUCCUGGAAGAUGGGAACGUAUCGCAGAAUCUCUUGGUCGUAGUGUUCCUGAUGUUAUUCGUAAAGCGAAAUCUAUGAGUAAAGAAUUGAUGUCUAUUUCUCAAAAAAAUAUAAAUCCUGAUGAAAUUCCAAUCUUUGAAACAAAUGUAAAUAAUUUUUGUGGAGAAACUGAUUCUGAACAAAGUAAUAGUCAAUCAGACGAAUCAGGUGAAGAACAACAUUCAAGGAAACGACUUCGUAAACGUUUAUUAAGACGAAAAGAACCUUGCGUUGUCAAUCAAACAAAUGGAGAAACUCAGCUGAAUGUGAAUAAUGAUUUGUCUUCAGACGUUAUUAUAGUUGAUGAACCAUAUAUUAGUCGAAAAAAACUUAAACAACAGAAAGAUCAAGCAACAUUUAAAUCUGUAGAAAUUAAACCUGUCAAAAGUAAUGAUGGAUGGACUAAAGUAGAACAACAACAGUUGGAGGUCGCUAUUCGCUCUAUUGGUAAAGGGACACCUGAGAGGUGGGAUCGGAUCACAGAAUGUAUUCCAACAAGAACAAAGGUAUGUUAGUGAUACAUUUUACUUUACUUUUGACUUUUCGACCGGUAUUAACUAUUUCAGCGUUUCAAAGAAUAAGGUUUCGAAAGUAUUAAGUUCGCUACUUGAAUAACGCAUAAUACAGUGUACAACGACGACACUCGGACGUUGAACCAUCACAAACCAAAAGACAGAAGAAAAUCUGGAGAAGUUUUUAAUUGGCAGAAGUGAUGGCUCAUGUGAAGUAUCUUUCAACUCUUGUUCAACAAAAACACUGAACUAUCUUUUAUUGUGUUAACAUUCCUUCAGGUUAUACAUUUAUAAACCUCCAUGUUUCAGACUGUGAUCUUUCAUACCUUAAUAGUGUUAUAUAAUCCAUGUAUUUAUAGUAAAAUUGCAAAUUAUUUUCUGGAGG
Molecule: messenger RNA, 3727 nt
Organism: Schistosoma rodhaini
Lineage: Eukaryota; Metazoa; Platyhelminthes; Trematoda; Strigeidida; Schistosomatidae
Source: the annotation of a GenBank genome assembly